AUGAACAACGGUGUUUGCCUCUCCGGUAUCAGGCCAAUCUUCCAAGAAGCUAGUCUAACUUUGCCCAGCGCCAUUCCACCUACGCAGGGAAACUAUUUCCAGAGGCUCAACGAAUUGCUAAAGCUCAUUGUUUCGGCCGUCCAAGAGGAAUCUCGAGAUAAGGCCGCCUUCAGGACUCGGCAGCAUAUGGAGCUCGCCCCGAUGCAGAUAUACUCAUCCCCACUUCUGUUCAGUCCUACUCACAGUUUAAUGGUUACCCGUUUUAAUACCAAAUUGUCUCGGCAUAAAACGCCACGCCACGACGAUGAGGAGAAAGGUAAUGAUGAUUACUAUGGCGAAAAUCCAGAGCUGCUUGAUAAUGAUGAGAAUGGCGGAGUGUCUUUAGGUGAUGAUAGCUCGUCGUCUUCGUCAGAAGAUGACCAAUUCGCAUAUUCGCCCAAUAUGUCGACGAUAUAUCUUCUGGAAUCCUCACAAAGAUAG
Trichoderma harzianum CBS 226.95 is the source of this 480-nucleotide messenger RNA. RefSeq lists its product as hypothetical. The record is from RefSeq and is a predicted model, not a curated record. The coding region runs from base 1 to 480 and encodes 159 amino acids. The transcript is spliced from 3 exons. NCBI's taxonomy places the organism in Eukaryota, Fungi, Ascomycota, Sordariomycetes, Hypocreales, Hypocreaceae.